Nomia melanderi (Alkali bee) is the source of this 1138-nucleotide messenger RNA. It is a transcript of the gene Vps20, whose product is annotated as vacuolar protein sorting 20. The record is from RefSeq and is a predicted model, not a curated record. Gene Ontology annotation, biological process: vesicle budding from membrane; late endosome to vacuole transport via multivesicular body sorting pathway. NCBI's taxonomy places the organism in Eukaryota, Metazoa, Arthropoda, Insecta, Hymenoptera, Halictidae. Gene Ontology annotation, cellular component: multivesicular body; ESCRT III complex.
GAUAAGUCGAUUAGCAAACAUGGCGCUACCCAUUAUUCAUUUAGUUAUCAGUGCAUCUGUCAAACGUGACAUGAGUCUUCAUCCAAAAACCACAUGUCAGUUUCACCGAUAGCCUAGUCUUAUAUUUAAAACGAAAUGGGUAUUUUUUUCGCAAAGAAGAAACCGCCGAGUCGUGUCACAGAACAAGACAAAGCUGUUUUGCAAUUAAAACAAACCAGGGAUAAAAUCAAACAGUAUCAACGAAGAAUAGAGCAAACGCUCGAAAAAGAUCGGUUACUUGCAAAAAAACUUAUUCAAAAUGGACGAAAAGAUCGAGCAUUACUUUUGUUGCGGAAAAAGAAAUUCCAAGAACAAUUAUUAUCUAAAACUGAUGGACAGCUUGAAAACUUGGAACGUAUGGUACACGACAUAGAAUUUGCACAAGUAGAAAUGAAAGUUGUGGAUGGCCUGAAAGUAGGAAAUGUGGCAUUGAAGAAAUUACACGACUUGUUGUCAAUUGAUGAAAUUGAUAAAAUUAUGGAUGAAACCAAGGAGGGCAUUGAAAAACAAAAAGAAAUAGAUGAAAUAUUGUUAGGUGCUUUGACAGAGGAAGACGAAGGUGACGUGGAAGCCGAGCUUGAUGCUUUAUUGAUAGCAGAAAUUGAAGAAAAAGCACCUGAUGUACCAGAAGAAUUACCAGAAAACAAAAAAGAGCGUACAAAAGAAAAAAUGCCAGAAGCAAUUGCUUUGGAAGCAUAAAUAAUAUUAAGUAUCAUUAGUAAAGUUUUUAUUCUAUUGGUACUUUGCCCAAAACCCUAUGUAUAUAUGUACAGUACCUUGUGAUAAGGCUCAAAAUAAGAUUUAAUUCAUGUUGUGAUUUCAAUAGAGUGCUAUGAAAAGAAAAGAAGUUACUUUUACUUGAAAAAUGUUUAGACAGUCUUUGAUUACAUAGUGCGUGAAAGUAAUUUUAUAACAGUAAACAACAGUUUUGAAGCAACACGAAUAUAAUUCAGGCAAAUGUAAAUCAAUCUUUCACAAAUUAAGUGUGUCACAUGGCUUAUACAGUGUUAAUUAUAUUUGUACUAUCUUGAAUGUAUAAAUAUAUUUGUAUCUUAUUAUUGGCCUCUUAUAUGUAGGUAUACAAGAAAUGCAAAAUAUU